AUGCAUGAAUGUUGGACAGAGUUCUCACCUCCUUGUCCGGGACCUGGCUUGCCUAGUGCUUGUUCCCUUCACCUGCGGCCUAUAGGACGGUCCCUGCCUUGUGCUGGUUGGCAGCCAAACCAUCAGGAGUUACAGUGUCUUGAUCUUUGGAGUCGAUGCCUCUCAGCAAGCCCCUGCCUGAGCCCUCCCUGCUUUGUCUACCACAGAGCCUCCAGAGCACAAGUGACACACCAUCCCAGCCCUGACGGAGAGGUCACCCCGAGAUCUUGGGCCCUGGGCUUGUACCCAGAGGUCACCCUGACCUGGCAGCGUGAUGAGGAGGACCAGACCCAGGCCAUGGAGCUUGUAGAGACCAGGCCUUCAGAGGACAGAACGUUCCAGAAGUGGGCGGCCUUGGUGUUGCCUUCUGGAGAUGAGCAGAGACACACGUGCCACGUGCAGCACCAGGGGCUGCCUGAACCCCUCUUCCUGAGGUCCAGUCCGUCUUCCCAGCCCAACAUCCCUCUCAAGGGAGCAUUUGCUGGCCAGGUUCUCCUUGCACCUCCAGGAAAGUGCUGUCACUAA
This is a messenger RNA of Kogia breviceps (pygmy sperm whale), 564 nucleotides long. The record is from RefSeq and is a predicted model, not a curated record. NCBI's taxonomy places the organism in Eukaryota, Metazoa, Chordata, Mammalia, Artiodactyla, Physeteridae.